Molecule: messenger RNA, 762 nt
Organism: Naegleria fowleri
Lineage: Eukaryota; Heterolobosea; Eutetramitea; Acrasida; Naegleriidae
Exons: 1
Coding region: 1-762 (253 amino acids)
Source: RefSeq, a predicted model, not a curated record
AUGUUCAAACGAAAGACGAAGAGCGAGGCCGUAUCCACCACUUCCAACCUUCACUCACCAAAGACUCACCCAUCAACAACAAGCAAAGGACAACCCACUUUUCAAACGGAAGACCUUGAAAAACGCUUCUCCUCUCUCACACACCUCAUCUACAACACUCAAACCAAAGUACAGGAUCUCGAUGAACAUGUGGCACCCUUCCUUGAUGAACACGUUUCCUACGAAGAUCCUUUCCAAUUCGUUUCUGGAAAAAACACAGUCUUGACUCAACUCAAAGGUUGUCACUUGUCCAUGUUCUUUGAAUCCAAAAUUGAACAACUUGAUAUUCAAAUGAAAGAAAACCAAGAGGGAGGAAGAGUACUCAUCGAUGCCUGGAUGAAUAUGAAUCAGUUCAAAUGGAUCAUUGGAACAUUUCCCAUUCGCACCAUUCUGGUCUAUGAUUUUGUCAUGAUCAACGAAGGUUCUUCCUUUCUCAUUACCAACCUUAAAGAAAUGUGGAGUUUGGGAGAUGUGAUUGAACAGAUACCAUUCAUUGGAUGGUGUUUCAACCUGUUUCGACAUGGAGGUGGAUGGUUCUUUACCUUCUUCUUUUUCUUGUGUUCGGUGGUUAUGAAAUGGUUGCAUGUCAUGUUUCAGAUAAAUAAUAGAAAGACAGGAAACGUGUGGAAAAAAGUAAAACAGUGGGCAAGUCCAUCGCUCUCUGAGAAGUCGACUCCAUCCAACAAGCCUGUAACACAAUCUGCAGAGAAAGAUCAAAGAUGA